Molecule: messenger RNA, 1236 nt
Organism: Theobroma cacao (cacao)
Lineage: Eukaryota; Viridiplantae; Streptophyta; Magnoliopsida; Malvales; Malvaceae
Product: Cysteine proteinases superfamily protein
Biological process (GO): protein deubiquitination
Molecular function (GO): cysteine-type deubiquitinase activity
Source: RefSeq, a predicted model, not a curated record
GCGUAGAAUAAAAAAAAUGGGAUUAUUUUAGAUUUCUAGGUUGUACGCGUACGCGAACAAGCCCUAGCUUACUCCAGCGGAUUCUCAGCUCUUCUCUCCAAAGGUUUGUUGAGAUGGCAGAUGCUCAAUACAUAGAUGGCAAACCAUGUGACGAAAAUUUUUCCUGUACAUCUCCAAAGCCGGAAACUCGAGCUGAAAUGCUUUCUAGGCACAGGAAGGAGAUAUCGCAGCUGCAGAACAAGGAAAUUGAGCUGAAAAAGGCAGCAGCAAAGGGUAGCAAGGCUGAACAGAAGGCUAAAAAGAAGCAGGUGGAGGAAGAGAUCUCUCGGCUCUCUGCUAAGCUUAAGGAAAAGCAUGCCGAAGAGCUUGCUUCCCUAGGCUACAGUAAUAGUAUCGGAAAUGAUAAAAGCAAUAUUGACAACUUGGUGAAGGCCAUAGCCGGGGUAUCUGUUACCACUCAGCAGGAUCAUCCAAAGACCAGCAAGGGUGCAAAGAGACGUGAGAAAAGAGCUGUGCAAGAAGCGGCUAGAGAACAACGAAUUCAAGAAGAGCAGAGCAACAUUAUGAGUGAUAGAAUGAUUGAAGAUGAGAAAUUGGAGAAAAAACUCGAACCCCUGGGAUUCACAUAUAAUGAAAUAAAGCCAGAUGGACACUGCCUCUACCGAGCUGUUGAAGAUCAAUUGGCGCUUCUGUCUGGAGGUUCUUCUCCUUAUACAUACCAAGAGCUACGGGAAAUGGCGGCUGCUUAUAUGAGGAAACAUGCAUCUGAUUUUCACCCCUUUUUCCUGUCAGAGAAUACCAUAGAUGGAGAUUCUGAUGAUUCACUAGUAGAGAGAUUCGAGAACUACUGUAAAGAGGUGGAGUCAACUGCUACAUGGGGAGGACAGUUAGAGCUUGGAGCUUUAACUCACUGCCUGAGAAAACAUAUCAUGAUAUUUUCAGGAUCGUUUCCUGAUGUGGAGAUGGGAAGGGAAUACAAAUCUGAUGGAGGGUCCACUUCAUCUAAUGCGACUAUCAGGCUGUCAUACCAUAGGCAUGCCUUUGGGCUUGGAGAGCACUAUAAUUCUGUCAUCCCAAAUUCAAUCGGAUAGUUAUAAUUUCGUGAUUUGUGAAAAGUUCCUUUCUAUGUGCAUGUUUUCACUAUAAUGUCUUGAGAGGGAACAAGAAAGUGUUGGGCACUAAAUUAAAUUUUGAAACUUAGUUUUGAUUGAAGCCGGUUGAUGCAUUAUUAUCUUA